Molecule: messenger RNA, 516 nt
Organism: Spodoptera littoralis (African cotton leafworm)
Lineage: Eukaryota; Metazoa; Arthropoda; Insecta; Lepidoptera; Noctuidae
Source: the annotation of a GenBank genome assembly
AUGUCGGCGGGAGACCGAGAGGCCGAGGCGCAAGCCAAGAAGGGAGAUGAGGCUGCGUCGAACGACCGGGACAGCAGGGCCGCGGCCGCGCUGAAGCAGUACUGGUGUGUCGGGCUACGGGCCUUGGAACUGAUCAUCGCAGUGAUUGCUAUCGGUCUCAUUGUUGGGGCUCUGUAUUCCCCACAAGUUGUGCAGUCCGACCAUAGGCAUAUUGCCGUCAUCUAUUCUGCCUACUCUAGCUACAUCAUCAUCACGGGGGUGCUUAUCAUCGCGAGGCUGUUCGGGGAGUCGCCUGGCUGGAGGACGUCUAUCGGGUUCUCAGUACUGGGCGUCAUCAUGUUUACUGCGGCUGCUGCCGUUAUAUUCUAUGACUGGCACAGAUCUUACUACGCAAAUCUCCGUCCGAACAAGCAAGCAUACGACCUCCUUAUAUCUUCGGGAGUAUUUGCAGUAAUAAACGUCGUCGUAUUCCUUGUCCAUGCCUUCAUUACAUUCAGAGAGGAAGCAGACUACUAA